Molecule: messenger RNA, 366 nt
Organism: Caenorhabditis bovis
Lineage: Eukaryota; Metazoa; Nematoda; Chromadorea; Rhabditida; Rhabditidae
Source: the annotation of a GenBank genome assembly
AUGGCACCAGGAAACGAUCUUUGCUUUGAAAUCCGUCGCAAGAAGACCCAUUUGUUUAUCGAAAUCAAAGAAACCAGCCGCCUUGGUGAUUUAAAAGAAAUGAUCGCUAGAAUUCUUUCGGUGGCUGUGGGUGAGCAAACCUUAUAUAAAGUAGAAGAAGAUGGUCGGCAAAUUCUUCUUCAAGAUGACGCGAUAUAUUUGGUCGAUUAUGGUUUUAAUGAAAGAAACUGCCAGCCACACGAGCCUGCUAUUAUUGGAUUGAAGUUGGUUGAAGAUGAGCGGCUGGUCAUUGAAGGCAUGUCUGAUCCACCAGCAUUACGAGAGCUUCGAGGUGGAUCCGAUCGAAACAACAUCCCAAGAGAAUAA